GGAACCAGAGGAAAGGCUCAACUACUCUAUAUAUUUUGUAGAAAAUUAUCUGACGUUACAAAGACAAAAGUGAGAAAACUGAUCUUCUUUCUCUCUAAACCAUGGCGCUACUACUAUGGCAGACUCUGAAAGAGGCAAUACAUGCUUACACAGGACUAUCUCCGGUCGUCUUCUUCACUGCCCUCGCUCUCGCCUUCGCCAUUUACCAGGUCGUCUCAGGCUGGUUUGCCUCGCCGUUCGAUGAUGUUCGCCGACAUCAGAGAGCUAGAUCGUCAGCUGAAGAGGAGGAGCCACCGGUUCCUCCGCCUGUUCAGGUCGGUGAGAUCACGGAGGAGGAGCUUAAGCAGUACGAUGGCUCCGAUCCUCAAAAGCCCCUUCUUAUGGCCAUCAAACAUCAGAUCUAUGAUGUAACACAAAGCAGGAUGUUCUAUGGACCAGGAGGACCAUAUGCUUUGUUUGCUGGAAAAGACGCAAGCCGAGCUCUUGCAAAGAUGUCUUUUGAGGAGAAAGACUUGACUUGGGAUAUCUCUGGUCUUGGUCCCUUUGAGCUUGAAGCUCUUCAAGACUGGGAAUACAAGUUCAUGAGCAAGUAUGCCAAGGUUGGUACUGUCAAAGUGACCGGUUCUUCACAAUCUGAAACCGCAUCUGUCUCUGAACCCGCGGAGACUGGUGACCGAGACGUUCAUGUAGCCACAGCACCUGAGACGACCGUUGUGGAUAAGAAUGAUGAGGCUCCUGCUGAGAGUGAUGUGAAGAUGGAGUAGAUUCCAUUAGAGACCAGUAUUAUCAAAGGAUUAGAAUCUCUCAUGUUGAAGUGUCAAUGAUAAUCUUGUCUUCAAUAUCCCAUAAACCAAGUUUGCUGAUUAAAUAAAGCAUUUAUAAACUGCUCAAUCAGAAGGCGCUUCAUUGAAAGACUACUA
Eutrema salsugineum is the source of this 920-nucleotide messenger RNA. RefSeq names its product membrane steroid-binding protein 1. NCBI's taxonomy places the organism in Eukaryota, Viridiplantae, Streptophyta, Magnoliopsida, Brassicales, Brassicaceae. The transcript is spliced from 2 exons. Bases 102 to 764 code for a protein of 220 amino acids. Gene Ontology annotation, cellular component: membrane; endomembrane system. The record is from RefSeq and is a predicted model, not a curated record.